GAGGAGAGGAUUGCUGACCGGGUCGAGGCAAGCUUGGUCGCGCGUCGCACGAGGACUGUUGCGCGGCCUCAGCCGAUGUCGAUCGCGUCGUAGGUCUCUCUGGCUCUUCAGGCGAGCACCGAGCUAACCGGCGAGCAAAGCGAACGAGAGGGGAGCAUCUAGCCGGCGGCAGAGUGACGCGCAAGGAUACAGCUCCACGAAGAGGAGAAGAGAGAAGAGCGCCUCCUCCGCCGCCGACUUAGGCUUGUCUGGCUGCGUGGAGCGGCUUGGGAUCGGGAGGACGGGCCAACCGGGCCGUCUGUCUGGCCCUUCGACACGCGCUGCCUCGACAGGCUGGCCGACCAGCCACCGCAUCGUUUUCAACCACGACUACUCUUCGACUGACAGAGACUCGGAAUCGGAGCGUGCACCGUUCCAACGACUCGAGACACGAUCGGCGUCCGCUACUCGGAGGGCCGCCGUUUACAAGCUACAGCCACAGGUAAACGGGGAACACGGAUCGGGAACGGCGGCAACAGCACGAGGAGAAGGAGAAGCUUCGGACACAAUGCGGCCUAGGGCCGCGACAACCUCCACCGACCCAGCCCGUGGGUUACAUCCGUUCCCGGUUGUCCUGCGAGUCACCUGCGUCCUUGCCCUACUGGUCGUCACGUGGAUACCGGUCACUGAGGCUGUGAUCUGCAGAGAUUCGUACAAAUGCAAUUGCACCGGAAUAAAAGGAAUUGCCGGUUUUCCUGGGAUUCCUGGACAACAGGGACCGGAAGGACUUCCGGGUGACAUCGGACCGGAUGGACCUCCAGGUCCAAAGGGUGAAAAAGGAGCUGGCGGAGAGCUGGGUGGCACUGGAGAAAAAGGCUACAGGGGUGACCAAGGUAUACAAGGUUUCCCCGGACCUCCAGGACUGUCGGGUAACACUGGUGCACCCGGUGUAAUGGGACCAGACGGUUUGGAUGGAUGCAACGGAACCGAUGGACGUGCCGGUGCACCGGGAAUGCCCGGCAUUUAUGGUGAGCGUGGUCCACCAGGACCAAUGGGAGACUAUGGCCCCACUGGUGAACCAGGUGAAGGUGGUGUCAACUCUGUAGGCGUAAAGGGUAUUCGUGGAAAUCCAGGCGUCAAUGGACCUGAGGGUUUCCCAGGAACGUACGGGAUCCCCGGUGAAAUGGGUUAUCCAGGCGAAACCGGCGACGUGGGUUAUCCUGGAACCCCCGGAUUACCAGGCAUGCAAGGAGAACCUGGAGAAACAGUGUACGGUGUGCAAGGUCAACCAGGUGAACCAGGUGACAGGGGAGAAGUUGGACCACCGAGCGAUCCUAAAUUUAGAGGAAGUCAGAAUACUACAUCGGUAAAGGGCGAUAAAGGUGACAAAGGGAUGCGAGGAAAUUAUGGAGAUCGUGGUCGAAAAGGAGAGAUGGGAGCCAAGGGUCCUUAUGGUCGGCCAGGUUAUGCCGGUCUCAAAGGUAUGAAAGGAGAGCAAGGAGGAGACGGUCCGAGAGGCAAACAAGGAAUAGAAGGUCCAUCAGGACCCCCAGGAGAAAAAGGAGAUAAAGGAGCUCCAGGUUAUGCUGGCAAUCCUGGAGUUGAUGGACCUGAUGGUGAAUUAGGAGAGCCCGGAAAUGCAGGACCACCGGGUAAACAAGGGGCUGCUGGAGAACCUGGAAAAUAUAUACCAGAACUGGACGAAAUAAUCCAAGGAAAUAUUGGAAUUCAGGGAGAUCUAGGACCACCCGGUAAACCAGGAGAACCAGGAACGCCUGGUCUACCUGGAGCAGUAGGUUACAUCGGACCACCUGGUCCUCCAGGACCCCCAGGUCCUCCCGGAUUGGCAGGAUUAAAAGGAUCUUCGGUCAAAGGAGAGCCCGGGGAUGACGGUCCUGGUGGAGAAAUCGGCUCUCAUGGACCUCCCGGUUUAUCUGGCUUACCUGGACCUAUUGGACCGAAAGGAUAUCCUGGAAUAACAAUCAUUGGUCCGCCUGGUAUUGAUGGUAAACCUGGAUAUCCUGGAAUUUCUGGAGAUCGUGGUGAUCGUGGUGAUCCUGGUCCUCAAGGUCCGAAGGGUUUCCCUGGAAAAGGAAUCAGAAUUCGAGGCCCGCCUGGUGAGCGUGGUUUACCAGGAGCACCAGGUAUUCCUGGACGUGAUGGAAGGCCCGGUAUGACAGGUUUAUUAGGUGCAAAAGGUAUCCGAGGCGACGACUGUGGCAUUUGUAAACCAGGAUUGCCUGGUCCAAAAGGUGAAAGUGGUGACAAUGGAUUGAACGGAUAUCCUGGAGCACCAGGAUUUCCAGGAUUACCAGGUCCUCGCGGAUUCAAGGGAGCGCUAGGUAAACCGGGUGCUCCCGGUCCUAGAGGAUUGCAAGGCGAUAACGGAAGGCCAGGAAUUGCGGGACCUCAAGGGCCAAAAGGAGAAAGUGGAAAAAUAAUUUUUCCAGGCAAAAAAUUGAUCGGAAAGCCUGGUGAUGUUGGUGACAAAGGAUUUCCCGGAAUCGAAGGACCAAGAGGUCGACGAGGACAACCUGGCAUUCGAGGCGACACUGGACCCCCAGGUCCUAAAGGAGAGAAAGGUGACCAUGGUCCUCCAGGAUUUCCUGGACGCGAUGGUUUUCCAGGUAUAGAUGGUAUUCCUGGUCCAAAAGGUGAUGACGCGUACAUACCAAUCGAAUAUCUGCAUGGAGAACCAGGUGUGCCUGGUAGUCCUGGUUUCAAAGGUGCACAAGGUGAUAAGGGAGGAAAAGGAGAACCUGGAAUAUCAUCGUCAUACGAUAUUAAGAUGAAAGGGGAGAAGGGAUUCAAGGGAGAAAGAGGUGCUCCAGGAUACGAUGGAGCUAAAGGAGUUGCAGGAUGGAACGGUGACGAAGGAUUCCCAGGACUUCCUGGUGUCCCAGGAUCUCCUGGUAUAUCACCGCAAGGUCCUGUAGGUUUGAAAGGAUAUCCCGGAAUGCCAGGAGAACAAGGUCCACGUGGUACACCAGGUACACCAGGACCACAAGGACCUGUUGGUUUUCCGGGUCGCAUAGGAAACAAAGGUGAUCGCGGUGACCCAGGUACAAAUCAGACAUACGGCGACUAUGGAUUAUGGGGUCUACCCGGUGAGAAGGGAGACUUCGGUAACCCUGGGCCACAGGGUUACCGAGGUAGACCUGGAGUAGAUGGACCGAAAGGUGUGAAAGGUGCCAAAGGUGCCCCUGGCAUCGAGGGUCUACAUGGAUUACAGGGUGCUAAAGGACAACGAGGUGAUAGUGUACAGGGAUAUCGAGGUUUCCCUGGAGAAGCUGGCCAACCUGGAAUGCCUGGAAGAAUGGGAGAAAUAGGUAUCCCAGGAUCCGAUGGACCACCUGGAUUCGACGGGAUGAAGGGUCUUAAAGGGGAAGUUGGGUUGAUAGGACGUCGUGGUGACGACGGUGACAUUGGCCCCAUGGGUUAUUUGGGAAGAGACGGUAUACCUGGAAUGCCUGGUCCUCCUGGCGAAGACGGCGAAAUCGGGGAAAUGGGUGAAACUGGUCCACCCGGUUGGCCAGGAAAGCAUGGAGAACCAGGAUUACCAGGAUUUAAGGGAGAACGAGGAAACACUGGUCCUGCCGGUCCGGAAGGAGGUAUUGGACCACGUGGAUUUAAGGGUAUCACCGGAGACGCUGGUCCAGAUGGUUUGGAUGGACUUCGGGGUGAAAACGCGUUCAGUGGACCACAGGGUGACAGAGGAGAACCUGGUUUCAUGGGAACAAUCGGUGCACCUGGAUUCCCCGGUGUUGAUGGCAGACCUGGUCUACCUGGUGAACCUGGUUUGUCAACUGAUGGAUUCGAUGGAUUACCAGGAGAGAAGGGUGAACCUGGUUACGACGGAUUCAAUGGAAUACCUGGACCAAAGGGAGAAAUUGGUGAUAUGGGUCCUGAUGGCUUGAAAGGAGCAAGAGGUGACUGGGGAUUUAAGGGACGAGCUGGUGCACCUGGUAUUCAUGGUAGAUAUGGUAUAAAAGGUGCACAAGGUCCAAUGGGACCACCUGGUCUCGAUGGUCCCAAAGGUAAAAGAGGAUUGGACGGUGAUCCUGGACAAAUGGGUACACCUGGAAUGCCUGGAGACUCUGGUCCUCGAGGAGCACCCGGUUUAAUGGGUACACCAGGACCAAAAGGAGAAGUAGGUGAACCUGGUCUACCAUCAUUUGCUGAGGCAGAGAAAGGUGAUUUUGGAACCCCGGGUCUCGAUGGACUACCUGGUAUUAAAGGAGAACGAGGUGAACAAGGCUAUGUGGGAUUAUAUGGUCGUAAGGGUGAGAAAGGUGACAUGGGAUUCUACGGACCAAGUGGAUUCCCAGGUUUGCCAGGAAUCCCAGGACUUCCUGGUGAUCAAGGACCUCCAGGAUUUCCAGGAGCACCUGGUCAAUUCGCUGAACGAGGAGAAGCUGGACGACCUGGACUUGAUGGAAUACCGGGUAUCCCUGGAGUUCCAGGACAAAAAGGUGCUCCUGGAGAUUACGGACCCGAUGGUCCUAAAGGAAUUCGUGGAGAGAUUGGUUUCACCAUUCCUGGUCCAAAGGGACGUCCAGGAGAUCAAGGUCCAAAAGGAUUCGCUGGUUUCCCUGGAGCCCCAGGAUUGCAAGGAUUACCGAGUCCACCUGGACCACCUGGACAAAAAGGUUCUCAAGGAGAUGCCGGUUAUCCUGGAAUCUCUGUUAAAGGACAACAUGGUGAUCGAGGAUUUCCUGGACUUGAUGGUAGAACAGGAGCGAAAGGAGAAAGAGGUGAUGCGGGUCUUCCUGGAUUCCCUGGACUUCCUGGACAAAAAGGAGAACGCGGUGACUUGGGCGAACCUGGUUUACCUGGAAUGGCAGGUUCUCCAGGUCCAAAGGGACCAAAAGGAGAUCAAGGUACCAAUCCAUUUUCACCUUUCCCAAGGAAAGGAAUACCUGGAGACAUAGGACUUUCUGGACUGCCAGGUUUCCCUGGACAGCAAGGAAUGAUGGGUGAACCAGGAGAGGACGGCUUGCCUGGAAGAGUAGGGGAACCAGGAAUGAUGGGACCACCAGGACUUCCAGGUCUUGAUGGCGAACAAGGUCGUCCCGGUUAUGCUGGUCCUCCCGGUUCUGUUGGACGACAAGGACCUCCAGGAUAUCCUGGACUGCCAGGACCUCCAGCGCCUCCAGCUCCGGGCCCACGAAACAGAGGCUUCUACUUUGCUCGACACUCGCAAUCUGAAAUGAUACCUAUAUGUCCACAAAACACCGUAAAACUCUGGGAUGGUUUCUCCCUGUUGCACAUAAUGGGUAACGGAAAGCCUUACGCACAAGAUCUGGGUGCUGCCGGAAGUUGCGUCAGGAAAUUCUCCACCAUGCCUUUCAUGUUCUGUAGCAUCAACAACGUGUGCGAUUAUGCAAAUCGCGAAGAUUACAGUUAUUGGUUGAGUACAACUGAACCUAUGCCUAUGUCCAUGACGCCGAUACCAGCACCAGAAGUUGGAAGAUACAUUUCUAGAUGUUCCGUUUGUGAAGCACCAACUCGUGCAAUUGCGGUGCACAGUCAAACCAUGACAAUACCACAGUGUCCGGGUGGUUGGGACGAACUUUGGAUCGGAUACAGUUUCCUCAUGCACAGGGACGCAGGUGCAGGUGGUGGUGGUCAAUCUUUGAUCUCCCCCGGUUCGUGUCUUGAAGAGUUCCGCGCAAGGCCAUUCAUAGAGUGUCGAAGUCUCGGCACUUGCAACUACUUCUCCACUGCCACAUCUUACUGGCUAGCCACCAUCAAAGAACACGAGAUGUUCCGUAAACCUCUACCGCAGACAUUGAAGACUGACCACACAUCACGCGUCAGUCGCUGCGCAGUUUGUAUUCGUCGUCGUAUGAACGAAGACGGCAGCCAGCUAAAGCCUUUCACAUCGAACGGACACCAGGAGGCAGUAGGCAACAUCCGGUAUCCGCCUCCUCCACGUUAUCCUGACUAUCAAUACCACAGGCAGCCUCCUGUAGGAAGAACAAGAAAUCCACACAGACGCAUACCGUACCAUUUUCGAAAGAAAGGACGGUCCCGUAAAACAGAACGAACAACGGAGACUCCGGAAGCUGCUUAGAACGCAUCUAAGUGUUAGAAGGGUUACGAAGUGACGUGAAGAGCAGCAGCGAACCUAUGUGUAUAUAACGAGAUUAUCGGACCUGUUAGUUAAGUUAUCGCGUCUUUGUGUGGCGUUGCCGAGAGAAACGAUGAAUACGAAACGCCAUAAGCGUGUGGCUACCUAUUCGUGGCUUAUGCCAAAAAUUCACCGGGGACAGAAGUCCCGUUGAAACUGCCAAUCGACGUCCGCUACGGGGCGCGACGAAUCCCGUGUAACAUUGAAUUUAAAUUAAUAAUACACAUAUUGUAUGAUGUAUGGCUAUUGUAAUAACUUGUUUAUGUAUGUAUCUGCAUUGAGUAUAAAAUAAAAAGUCUUUUGUAGAAGCUACCGAA
Molecule: messenger RNA, 6429 nt
Organism: Megachile rotundata (alfalfa leafcutting bee)
Lineage: Eukaryota; Metazoa; Arthropoda; Insecta; Hymenoptera; Megachilidae
Biological process (GO): extracellular matrix organization
Cellular component (GO): collagen trimer
Molecular function (GO): extracellular matrix structural constituent conferring tensile strength
Source: RefSeq, a predicted model, not a curated record